AUGUCCAAACCCUCCAUCGGCUUCGUCGGCCUAGGCGCCAUGGGCUUCGGAAUGGCCACAAACCUCGUGAAAGAGGGCUACCCAGUACACGGCUUCGACGUGUUCCCAGCCUCAGUAGAGCGUUUCAAGGCCGCAGGCGGAAUCCCAGCAUCAUCACUCCAGGACUCAGCAAAGGGAAAUGAUUUCUAUGUUUGCAUGGUAGCCUCAGCGCCGCAGGUUCAGAGUGUCCUUUUCGGCGAUGAUGGCAUAGUCGCAGAAUUAACCCACGAAAUCCUUUCAGCCCUCCCACAAAACGCAACCCUUCUCCUUUGCUCCACAGUCCCAGCAUCAUACGCCCAAUCCGUCGCCGCAGAGCUCAUCUCCGUCGGCAGGAGCGAUAUAUCCUUCAUUGAUGCACCCGUCUCCGGCGGUGCGCUCCGCGCCGCUGCUGGCACAUUGUCAAUUAUGGCUGGUGCUCCUGAUGCCGCGCUGGAGAAAGGCCGUUUCCUGCUGCAGGAGAUGUCGGAUGCUAAUAAGCUGUACCUUGUCCCUGGCGGGAUUGGCGCUGGUAGCAAUAUGAAGAUGGUGCACCAGGUGCUGGCGGGUAUUCAUAUUCUGGGUGCUAGUGAGGCUCAAGGAUUUGCAGCGCAGCUAGGAUUGGAUGCGGUCAAGACGGCCGAGGCAAUUAAAUCCAGUGCAUCUUGGACUUGGAUGCAUGAGAAUCGAUUGCAGCGGAUGCUAGAUGAGGAUUGGCAUCCCGGUGCUAGUGCUUUGACUAUUAUUCUUAAGGAUGUGGGGAUUAUCACGACAUCUGCGCGCCAAAGUCAAUUCCCGACUCCGCUCAGCUCCACUGCUGAGCAGGUCUAUUUGUCUGCUUUGUUGCAGGGAUAUGGGGCUGUUGAUGAUUCGUCUAUGGUACGACAGUACUUUGCUGAGCCGAUCACCAAGGUCGCCUGUACCAAGUCUGAGGAGGAGACGGCGGAGGCGCUGCAACUGGUACUAGAUCUGAUGGAGGUGACUAACCUUGUUGCGGCUGCUGAGGCUAUUUCUUUUGCACGCUAUCUCAAGGUCGAUCUGAAGCAAUUUUAUACCCUUGUUGCUGAUGCUGCUGGUGCUAGUCGGCAAUUCAUGACUAAGGGAUUGGAGAUUAUCGAGGGGCUUGGACAGGGUGCGAAUGAGAGCUCUGAGACUAUUGAUGCCGCUAGUUCUCGUCUAGAGAAGGCAGUGCAGAAGGCGCGGGAUCUUCACUGCCCUUUGAACCUUGGCAAUGCUGCUUUGGCUGUGCUGUACAUGGCUAAGAAGACUGGAUUAGGUGCUGAGGGGAGUGCCAGUGUGGUGAAGGCUUUUGAACAAUAG
Penicillium vulpinum is the source of this 1335-nucleotide messenger RNA. RefSeq names its product Dehydrogenase multihelical. The transcript has 3 exons. The record is from RefSeq and is a predicted model, not a curated record. Bases 1 to 1335 code for a protein of 444 amino acids. NCBI's taxonomy places the organism in Eukaryota, Fungi, Ascomycota, Eurotiomycetes, Eurotiales, Aspergillaceae. Gene Ontology annotation, molecular function: NADP binding; oxidoreductase activity; NAD binding.